This is a messenger RNA of Myxocyprinus asiaticus (Chinese sucker), 3010 nucleotides long. RefSeq names its product forkhead box A3 (gene foxa3). The record is from RefSeq and is a predicted model, not a curated record. Gene Ontology annotation, molecular function: RNA polymerase II cis-regulatory region sequence-specific DNA binding; protein domain specific binding; transcription factor binding. Bases 379 to 1704 code for a protein of 441 amino acids. Gene Ontology annotation, biological process: cell differentiation; regulation of transcription by RNA polymerase II; anatomical structure morphogenesis. The transcript has 2 exons. Lineage: Eukaryota; Metazoa; Chordata; Actinopteri; Cypriniformes; Catostomidae.
GACAGAGUCAUAUCAGGGGCCACGUCGCCGCGGCAGCUUCAGUUUGGGCUUUUUCAGGAUACAUUGCAAAUGUUUAGGACCCACCGCUCCUGCCUCACCAAAACUGAGUGAACUAAUUAAUCAUGAGAAAACAACAAAUUGAUCCACGGGACUGAAGAAAAGAUAAUCCUUUAAACCAAGAGAAGAACAUUCUAACAAUUUUUAUUACAGUUCAUGCUGUUGAAUUACAUGGAUUCUGUGGUUUCGGAAUUAUAAAGUUUGUCGUCUUGUGGAACAUUGUUUCAGUUUUUAAUUAAAGCCCCCCAAAGAGAGGACAUUUACCACGGUUUGCUCUCCUGUCACUGUCCCGUUUCUUUCGAGGUACAACUUUAUUCGGGGAUGUUGAGCUCUGUGAAGAUGGAAUCUCAUGAAAUUCCUGAAUGGAAUGCUUUCUACAGCGAGGCAAAUGAGAUGUACUCAUCUCAGAGCGCCAUGAACUCAAUGAGCAGCUUGAACAGCUACAUAAAUCUGAACUCGGCCUGUUCCACAACCAGCAUGAAUAUGGGCUACCCCGGUGCAGGUCUCAACAGCACCCCAUUGACCAGCAUGGGUGGAGGCCCCAACCACAUGAGCCUGUCCCCAGUAGGCUCCUCUUUGAACCCUGGUUCUCUGACCCAACUGGGCUCUUCUGCCUCCUCCCUGGGUCCCCUCUCCCAUUACCAGAGCAUGGGUCAGCCUAUGUCCCAGAUCAGCUACCCCUCUCCUACCUCCCUAAACCGGACUAAGGAGGUGCCAAAGCCCUACCGUCGCUCUCUGACCCACGCAAAGCCACCGUACUCCUACAUAUCCCUCAUUACCAUGGCUAUUCAGCAGUCCAACAGUAAGAUGCUAACACUCAACGAAAUCUACCAGUGGAUCAUGGAUCUGUUCCCAUACUACCGCGAGAACCAGCAGCGCUGGCAGAACUCAAUCCGUCACUCUCUGUCUUUCAACGAUUGCUUCGUCAAAGUGGCACGUUCGCCCGACAAGCCUGGCAAGGGCUCCUACUGGGCACUGCAUCCCAAUUCAGGAAACAUGUUUGAGAAUGGUUGCUACCUGCGUCGCCAGAAGCGCUUCAAGAUCGAGGAUAAAUCAGGAAAGAAGAGCACAGCAAAGUCUCAGGAGGGUGGCAGUGCCAAGGGCAGGCAUGGAGGGGAGGGAAUGCAGGAAGAGCACAGCCCUGCCACAAGCUCAGAGGGUGCAGACUCGGCCCAUUCUGACAGCUCCCAUCCUGGAUCAGCCUCAGAUGAGCAGCAGAGGAGCCUGGUGCAGCUGGAUUGCCCAUCUCAGCCACCCAGCCUUUCACACAGUUCACCAGUGCCCAUUCAGUCUUCAGUGUCCUCUUCCAUGGCCCCUUCUAGCUCUCACCUGCACUCUCAGGGUAUGGGUGGAAGCCCCCAUCUGCUGGCCAGCCCCAUGCAACAUCUGGAUCUGCAGAACGACCCACUAAAGUCCAUGGACCCCCACUACAAUUUCAACCAUCCAUUCUCCAUCACAAAUCUCAUGUCCAAUGAACAGAAGAUGGACUUCAAGUCCUACCAGGACCAGGUGAUGGCUUACAACAGCUACACAACAUCUUCUCCUGUGGCCUCCAAACAGAUCUAUGACAGUGCAGGCCCAUCUGCCAUUGACUCUGGUGCCUACUACCAGACCCUCUACAGCAGGUCUGUCCUCAAUGCAUCAUAAUGUGUCAAAACAAAUCAAGCUAUUUGAACUCUAUAGACUCUUAAUGGCUGACAGGAUUCUUACAUCUUCACAACAUAAAGCUUAAAAAAAAAAAAUCUUUUUUUUUUCUUUUUUUCCCCAGAACCAGUUGAGUAAUUUUUUUUUAUUUUUUUUUUAUUUUUUGUUUUGUUUUUUGAAUUUACUAAAUUCGUAUAUUCAGGAACUAAACCUUGGGUUUUGGAUGUAACAGAUGUAUACAAAUGAUGCCACAUGUAUAUACUGUUUGCAAAUGUUUGGGUGAGCAGGAGUCAUGCAUUUAUUUAUGAAGGGAAGAAUUUAAUAUAUCUUUUAUGAAUUUGUGUUGUGAAGUUACAUUAAACAAUUAUGAGAGGACAUAGAAUGCGGAAAUGUUUGAGUUCAGGUUACUGCUGUGAGCAGGUGUUACUGUGUUACAGGGAAAUUCUCGUGUCUUGUGUUACAGCGUAACGCAUGUUCAGUUUAAGUGCACUAACACAGUGUACACCUUUUCCCUAAGGAGAGUAUGUACCAUGCUUGUCUCUUAAAGAAGCUGAAGAAAUUACUUUUUUACAUUUGGCCAUGAAUGAAGUCAUUUUGUAUAUUCUGUGCUUCAGUAAAAAUGUCUUUGUUUAGUAUAUAAAAGAUAAAAGUUUGACGAAGACAGAUAAAACUGUGGUAAACCAAACGAUUAUUAUUAUUAUUAUUUUUUUUUUUUCUAGAAUGCAGGCAAAAAUAUUCACCAAAAAGAUGUCAAAUACUUUCAGUAUGCAUCAAUUCCACUGUUAUUCCAGGUGCCAUCAAGUCUGCAAAGCUCAGCUGUAGCUGUUACUAAAAGAUCAGCAGACAAUGCACUAAGGGCCAUAUCCAUACAAUACUUUGCACUAGUGGCCUCUCUGUUCUACACUACUGGGGAGUUGUGAGAUCGUUUUGUUACAGCAAUGCUUUGUAACUACCAUUUUAUCAGAAAAUUAUGCAAACCCUGAUGAAAUUGCCAUGAUGUGUUGUUGUGAGGUCUCUUUCUCCUCCUUCCUAAAUUUUAAGCCAGCUUUAAUUAAAAACUUCAUGUCAAGCCAUCAUGUUGUAAACAAAUUCUUGCAAAUUAUUUGAAUUUUGUAAGAAAGCAGGUCAGAAUAUGUUCUUGUACUGUUUAGUUUUAAAAGACUGUGUUUAUUUAAACCCAGCUUUUUGUCUGUUGGGCUUAGAAGAUAAGUGUCUUAAUAUAUAUCUAUAUAUAUUGCUAUAUGUGGUUGAUUGGUUUAUGGUAUGUUCUUAAUGUUUUUAUGUUCUUUUCAUAUUAAACAAAAAAAAA